This is a messenger RNA of Echinops telfairi (small Madagascar hedgehog), 749 nucleotides long. It is a transcript of the gene PGLS, whose product is annotated as 6-phosphogluconolactonase. Gene Ontology annotation, molecular function: 6-phosphogluconolactonase activity. Gene Ontology annotation, biological process: pentose-phosphate shunt; carbohydrate metabolic process. Lineage: Eukaryota; Metazoa; Chordata; Mammalia; Afrosoricida; Tenrecidae. The record is from RefSeq and is a predicted model, not a curated record. The transcript is spliced from 5 exons. The coding region runs from base 1 to 534 and encodes 177 amino acids.
AUGGUCAACUGUGAUUUUUUUUUGUCCCUCUGUCUGUCUGCGCAGGCCCAGCUGCUAUCCAAAUUGCCCAUCCCUGAAGGGCAAGUGAUUACCAUUAAUCCCUCGCUGCCCGUAGAGGAGGCGGCUGAAGACUACGCCAAGAAGCUGAGAGAGGCCUUCCAAGGAGACUCCAUCCCAGUCUUCGACCUGCUCAUCCUGGGCAUCGGCCCUGAUGGUCACACCUGCUCGCUGUUCCCUGACCACCCGCUCUUGCAGGAGAAGGAGAAGAUUGUGGCCCCCAUCAGUGACUCACCAAAGCCACCACCUCAGCGUGUGACCUUCACCCUUCCUGUGCUGAAUGCAGCCCGGACUGUCAUCUUUGUGGCAACUGGAGAAGGCAAGGCAGCUGUGCUGAAGCGCAUCCUGGAAGGCCGGGAGGAGAACCCACUGCCCGCCGCCCUGGUCCAGCCACACACGGGGACGCUAUGCUGGUUCCUGGACGAGGCGGCCGCCCGCCUGCUGACCCUGCCCUUCGAGAAGCACUCUACCUUAUAGUCGCUGGGCACACCCCACGACGGGGACCACAGGCACCUGAGUGGAAGGGACCUUCCGGGGCUUGGGCUGGGCUCCGUGCUCACUGCCACACUCCUGACUGUGUUUGAGCAAAGCCACAUGCCACCUCCAGGAGACACGAGGGUCUGGUUGUGGCUCAGCCCCGGGACGGUGCCUCAGGACAGCCUGGAUAUUAAAAGAAAUGGUGGUUGCAAUCA